Neoarius graeffei (lesser salmon catfish) is the source of this 2607-nucleotide messenger RNA. It is a transcript of the gene gcc1, whose product is annotated as GRIP and coiled-coil domain containing 1. The coding region runs from base 133 to 2415 and encodes 760 amino acids. Gene Ontology annotation, cellular component: Golgi apparatus. The transcript is spliced from 3 exons. NCBI's taxonomy places the organism in Eukaryota, Metazoa, Chordata, Actinopteri, Siluriformes, Ariidae. The record is from RefSeq and is a predicted model, not a curated record.
AAACUCCGGAAGAGAAGAGAAUCCGGUUACUACGUAGCUAACAGGCUUUAACUUUCAGGUUUACAUAUCUAACUCUUAUAUGUGAAAUAUAUAUGAAAUGACACUGAGUGGAUGAGUUGAGUAUCAUUCAACAUGGAGAAAUUUGGUAUGAGCUUUGGUGGAGGCCUGAGCAAAAAAGAACUGCUUGAAAACAUUGAGAGUCAGAAAAAGCAGCUUAUCCAGUACCAGACCCGUUUCAAAGAUGUCGUUCAGGCCUAUAAGAGCUUACUGAAGGAGAAGGAGGCAUUGGAAGCUAGCUUGAAAGUGCUGACUGUGUCUGCACAGUGCCCAGCACCCACCGAGCAUGCUGAAGACCAUGGCUCACUUCACAGUGAAGACAGCCUGGAUGCUGCUGAAUCCGGUGUUGAAAGUGUCGUGACUAGCAGCAGCAGCACUGCAGCAGAUGAAGAUCAUGGAGAAGGUAACGCAAUGCUUCUGCAGUCAGAGAAGAGCGAACUGGAUAAUGUCAUCAUAUCUAGCAGCACUGCAACUGUGGAACAAACUGCAGAAUCAGAUCGCCGAGUGACCCAACUAAAGUCCCAGCUAUCUACGUUGACCACCUCUUUGGCCACGGUUACACAGGAAAAGUCUCGCAUGGAAGCCUCGUUCCAAGCAGAUAAGCGCAAGAUGAAGCAGGAGUUUGAGGAGGUUCGGGAGAAAAUAGAGGAGGAGCGUAAGCGGCACCAGUCUGAACUCCAGGUUGUACAGGAACAGCUUGCAGAGAGCAGAGCACGUGUGAUUAUGCAGCAACAUCAGUAUGAUCAAGAACAACAUGACCAUGGCCACAUGCUUCGUGAACUCCAAAAACUCUUGCAGGAGGAGAGGAGCCUUAGGCAGGAUGCUGAACUUAAGUUGGAGGAUGCCAGGAAAACCUUUGCAGAAACCAUGCAGGAAAAAGACCAGGGGAUAGAUUAUGAAGAGCGGCUGAAGCAGGUUACUCAGGAGUGUGAAACAUUGAGAAUGAGCCUGCAGGAUUUGGAGGUUGCAAGAAACAAGCCUGAGCAGCAGGUGGUGGAACUGCAGCAAGAAAUUGCUGAUCUGAAGGCACACUUUAACCAACAACUUCAACAAGAGAUUCAAAAGGUUGCUCAGGCAGAAGCCUGCUUGCAGGAGCAGGCACAGCUAGAGGAACAGCGAGUUGCAAGUCUAGAGGAGCGGGUUUCUGAGCUGUCAGGGCUGUUGGGUGCCUGUGAGAAGGCCAGGCAGAAGGACCAGCAGAAUGGUCAGAGGCUACGUGAGCAAAUCCUCCAGCUGGAUGCAGAAAACAAGGCCCUAGCUCUUGCAGCCAGCACUACCAGGACCACCUCGUCUGACCUUGGCAUUGAUGAAAUGAACCUGGACGUGAACACACUGAAGGACAAGCUAGAGAAGGUGAAGAAGCUGUUGCAGCUGGUUGCACAGAAAUCUCCAGAACAAAGUUUGGAAAUUGAGAAAAUACUGGAGGAAGCAGGAGGCCAGGACAUGGAGAAGGCUUCAGUACAGUACUAUCAGCAAGAGCUGCGGCAGCUAAAGGAGGAGUUUGAACGCUACAAAGUGCGAGCACAGGUGGUCCUAAAGAACAAGAAUGGCAAAGACACUGCUCAGACCAAGGAGCUUGAGGAAGCUCGGGAUCAGCUGGCUGAACUGAAAGAAAAGUACAUCAACCUGCGUGUCCAGUCAGACGAAGCCAAAGUGAUGCACAAGCAGCAGAUUAAGGAGCACCAACAAGCACUGGCAGCCCUUCAUCAGGCUCAUAAGCACGACCUAGAGAAGACAGAGGCUCAGCACAGAGAGAACUUCUUGCAUCUUGAGGAAGAGCUGCACAAGCAGAGGGCGCGCACCAUGGCGUUACUCGAAGAGAAGGACCUCGAGCUGGAAAAACUACGAGCUGAAAGCAUUCAGGGACAGAUUAUAAGUGAUGGUGUAGCAGAGAGAGGAGAUGUCGAUUUUGAAAAUGGCAGCUCUGUGCAUGAAGAUUGUGAGAUGAUUGCUCACACUCUGAAGCUAUCCAACCCCCCAAAAAACAAUUUACUGCUGUAUGCUGAACAGCUAGCUCGAAACGAGGUGGAAAUUUCUGCUUUGCGCAAACAGAAGCAUCAGCUGGAGGAAGGCUUGCAUCAACUACAGGGAAAAUUGUUUGCUAAUGAAGAGAGGCACAAAGAGGAGAUAGAGGAGUUGCAGGCACAGCUGGACAAGAGGAUUCGUGACCAAAGUCGAGACGGUGCUAAUUUAGAAUACCUCAAAAAUGUCAUGUAUAGAUUCCUCACGCUACAAGACUCAAAAGGACGUCAGCAGACUCUCACGGCCAUCCUGACUAUCUUACACUUCAGCCCUCAAGAAAGGCAGGUGGUCAUGAAGCAGCAAGUACAGAGCUGGUGGACGCCCAGGAAGAGAUGAUGCUGUCUUUUAACAUUCCACUGCUUUACAUAAUUUUCUACUUACUACUUUCUUGUUUCUUUUCAAGUGUUUAUCAAAUUUUAGUAUAAAUACACAGGUGAUUAUAGAAAAUCGCACAUGCCGAUUGGUUGAGAAAUGCAGACUAUUUCUCAAUCACCUUAAAGGAACAGUCCACUGUACUUCCAUAAUGAA